This is a messenger RNA of Malus domestica (apple), 1001 nucleotides long. RefSeq lists its product as uncharacterized. The record is from RefSeq and is a predicted model, not a curated record. NCBI's taxonomy places the organism in Eukaryota, Viridiplantae, Streptophyta, Magnoliopsida, Rosales, Rosaceae.
UGUUGUCAACCGGAGCAAUGGCAGCCGCUAGAUUAUUGCGCACGUUGAAGCCCAUGACUUUUCAUUCAUCCUCUUUUUCUCCAUCUUCUCCGUCAUCAACAGCACUGAAGUGUUCGAGCAUGGCCGGAAGAUUAAACGGGGGGAAGAAACUUACUAGGACUGAUAAUGAUAGUCAUCAGAGGAAGAAAAAGCAUACAGUGGCUGUGAAGGUGUCGAAAACCACAUUGACGGAGCCACAAGUUGAGAAUCAGGGUGGACUCCUCGUAGAUUUGGCUUCCCUGGUCGGAAAGGUCAACCGUGCUUUGCCCAUUCUACUGAGAACGGCUCUCAAACCAAGGUCUUUGAGACAGCAAGUUCAGAUGUUCAUUGAAAGGGGGAUAAUAGAUUGCCGAUUCUUUACGUUACUUGCAGUUGCGGGAUCUUUACUCGGUUCAGUACUAUGCUUUGUAGAGGGUUGCUUUAUUGUUCUCGAGUCAUAUUUCCAGUAUUUCCAUGCCUUGUCACACAAGACGGAUCAAGGCCAUAUGGUGCAUCUUCUUAUUGAAGCCAUUGAUAUGUUCUUGGUAGGCACCGCCAUGCUUAUUUUUGCAGUUGGGUUGUAUGCCAUGUUCGUGGGGUCAAAGGCCGCGAAAGGAAAGGGACCGCAGUUUUCCGACUCAAAUUUGUUUGGUCUCUUCUACAUGAAGGCACCUCCAGCAUGGGUUAACAUGGAAUCAGUUUCGCAAGCGAAAUCGAAAAUAGGUCAUGCAGUGGUGAUGAUACUGCAAGUGGGACUGCUGGACAAGUUCAGGAGCAUACCUCUCGUGACGCCGCUCGAUCUUGCUUGCUUUGCUGGAUCUGUGCUUCUUUCCUCUGCUGGUAUCUUCCUUCUCUCCAGACUCUCUACCACUAAGAGAUCUGCAGAUACUGACCGUGAUGGAGUCAGAAUUUUAGCUCAAGAGAAACCAAAAGUUUCACCCUAGAACGCUCUUCUAAUCUAAGAAAAAUAAAGAUUUGCCAUG